AUGUCGGUACCGCAUGCGGGCGUGCGUCAUUUAUGUUUGCUCUCAUGCUACGAUCAAUGUAUCACUUCCGUUGGUAAUAGAUACUCUCCGACACGGCCGAGAAACGCCACCAAGAUGGAGUCCGUCAAACGAUUUUUCAGCAAUAAAAAGAGUCAGGUUGUAGCAUUUUCCUCGACUGCAAUCGCCCUCUAUGGAUACGAUCAAGGAAUGAUGUCCCUCAUCAAUACCAACAAGGACUACUUGCAAACCAUGGGCAUUUCCGAAGAAAGUCCACAAGUUGGGUUUAUCGUUGCUGUGUACUAUCUCGGAUGCUCCGUAGGAGCUGUAUUCUUCUCCUGGUUCGCAGAUAAAUAUGGCCGCAAGCCUGCUUUAUUCGCUUGUCUGGCAACCGCAUCUCUAGGAAACCUGGUCAUGUUCGUCGCUGGCUUGGGUUUCAGUCGAGGUGCUUUGGCUGUCAUGUAUCUCGGACGAGUCAUAAUGGGUCUAGGAGUCGGUGGUGUUGACUCUGUUGUGCCUGUUUACUCUUCUGAGCUCAGCAGUGACGAUUCCAGAGGCAAGGCAUUGGCGCAGGAGUUCCAAGCUAACAUCUUUGGUCUUAACAUGGCAUUCGCCAUCAAUCUGGCAGUCACGGUUCAAUUGGGCGUCUGGAAUGAGUGGGCGUGGAGGAUUCCAAUCAUCACUAUGCAGGUAUACCCUCUCGGUCUUCUCGCAUUUAUCUCAGAACUCCCAGAGAGCCCCCACUGGUAUCUCUCGCACGGCAAAGAAGACAAAGCAAAAGCCUCUCUAGCCUCAAUCCUGGGAGACGAGGAAGGAAAACAGAAGCACGACGAGCUAAAAAAGGUCUUCGAAGAAGAGACCGACGAGAAUGUUGGCUACAAGGACAUGUUCACGCCAUCGCACGCUCAGUUCCAUCCUACCAUGCUUACUGUGAUGGGACAAGUCAACCAGGCACUGACCGGAUACGGAGCCAUCAGUGUUUAUGGGCCACAGAUCUUUGAAUUGUUGGGAUAUGGGACCCGUCUAUCAGAAUACCUGACGCAGGCAAAUUACGUCUCAUACUUCAUUCUGAUGACAUUCGCCUGGCUCCUGAUCGAUGCCGUGGGACGGCGAGCAAUCCUCCUCAGCGGUAGUGGAGUCUUGACUCUCAGUUUUGUGCUGCUCACCGUCUUCGGAGGCCUUGCAUUCAACAACGAAGAGCUCGGGAUUUCUGUCAAUUCCGUAGCUAUUCCCGGCAUCGUCAUGCUCUUCAUCUCCACGGCAGCUUUCGGAAUUGGUUGGCUGGUUCCUCCGUGGCUUAUCCCGACGGAAAUUUACCCGCAAACUGCUCGUGCUCAAGGAACUGCCGUGUCUGUCAUCACUUGGGGUCUUGCCAACUUUACCGUUACUCUGGUGACGCCUCUUCUUUUCAACAAUAUCAAGUACUGGGUGUUCCUGGUAUUGGCCGGCACUAAUGCCAUCGCGGCUGUUUGGACUUUCUUAUACUGUCCCGAAACCGGAGGUCGCACCUUUGAGGAGAAUCAAAAGUUCUUUGAGGAGGCGAAAGAGAAAGGGACGUGGCGAGUGUCGAAAGUCGCAAAAGGUGAAUAUCGCUUCUUGCCGUACCAGAAGCCUGAUGGCGAGGAUGGUGAAAGCCAGCCGCUGCUCCGCAGAAUCAGGGACCAGGUGGAUGCUUAG
Messenger RNA from Ramularia collo-cygni, 1674 nucleotides. RefSeq names its product related to major myo-inositol transporter iolT. Lineage: Eukaryota; Fungi; Ascomycota; Dothideomycetes; Mycosphaerellales; Mycosphaerellaceae. The record is from RefSeq and is a predicted model, not a curated record. Gene Ontology annotation, molecular function: carbohydrate:proton symporter activity. The transcript is spliced from 14 exons. Bases 1 to 1674 code for a protein of 557 amino acids. Gene Ontology annotation, cellular component: membrane. Gene Ontology annotation, biological process: carbohydrate transport; transmembrane transport.